Molecule: messenger RNA, 2836 nt
Organism: Sebastes umbrosus (honeycomb rockfish)
Lineage: Eukaryota; Metazoa; Chordata; Actinopteri; Perciformes; Sebastidae
Product: intestinal mucin-like protein
Exons: 19
Coding region: 370-2181 (603 amino acids)
Cellular component (GO): membrane; extracellular matrix
Molecular function (GO): protein binding
Source: RefSeq, a predicted model, not a curated record
CCUCCACUACAGUUUCUACUACAACACCUUUAACUACUGCAACCACCACACCUUCUACCACAACUGAAACAACAACUACAACUCGGCCACCCACACCUUCUACCACAAGUGAAACAAGUACUACAGCUACUUCUACUACCACUACACCUACCACAGCUGAGUUACCUGUAGUGACAGGAGAAACCUCUCAACCAGCUACUGAGCGACAAAUUUGCCAUUGCCAUCAUAAUGGUACAAUGUUCCCCCCUGGCUCCAUAGUCUACAAUGAGACAGACAAUGAUGGCGACUGUUUCACAGGAUACUGCAAUGAGAGCUGUCAUGUCGUGCUCAAACAUCACCAGUGUCCUACACCAAGCGAUUGUGUUGUAAAUGAAGAAGAAAAAAAAGGAUGGGGAAAUUUGGAAGGAAAAGAACUGUCGUGUAGGAACAUGUGAUAAUGGCAAGGUGACCUAUAGCCAUACGCAGUGUCCAAUUCUAAAGCCUGUAGUGUGCGCAAAUAACUUCCCUCCUAAACAAGUGCUGGAUGAUGAUGGAUGCUGUUUCCACUAUGAAUGCCAAUGUAUCUGCUACGGUUGGGGAGACCCCCAUUAUGUCACCUUCGAUGGAACCUACUAUGGUUUUCAAGGCAACUGUUCCUACUGGCUGAUGAAAGAGAUCGUGCCCAAAUACAACUUCAGUGUUAUGAUCGAUAACUACUACUGUGGUAAAGAUGAUGGCUUGUCCUGUCCUCAGUCCAUCACCAUCUUCUACAGAAGCUACAAGAUCUUUAUGAUACAGAAAGAUAUCGAUGGCAUUUUCACAAAUCAGAUUUCUGUGAAUGACAAGCAUGUAAGUCCUGCAUACCAGACUGGUGAUUUCCGUAUAACCACCACCGGUAUUGAUACAGUGCUCGUCAUCCCUAAAAUCCAUGCCAAGAUCACCUUCUCAGGGCUCAUAUUCAGUAUCAAUCUGCCCUAUAGUGAAUUUGGCGGCAACACCUGGGGACAGUGUGGCACAUGUGACAACAACCGGACAGAUGACUGCAUGUUGCCCAGUGGCAAAAUUGAUCCUUCAUGUCCUAAUAUGGCACACGAGUGGCAUGCUAACGACAGUUACUGUGGACAAGUUCCCCCCAAACCAACACCUAUACAUAUUCCCUGCGAUACAACCACCUGUGAGAUCAUCAAGAGCAGUGUGUUUGGAGCUUGCCACAAGAUCAUCGACUACAGUCCAUUUAUUUUGGCCUGUGAGUUUGACGUUUGCCACCUGCACAUUAAACACAUUGGCUGCACCAGUUUACAAACCUAUGCUGAUGCCUGUGCCGAGUCUGGAGUGUGUAUUGACUGGAGGAGUGCCACCGAUGGACUCUGUGAAUAUAAAUGUCCAAGUCCCAAAGUGUAUGCGGCCUGUGUCCCUCAGGUGGAGCCGACCUGUGAUUCUUGGUACAACCAGAAAUUCAUCUAUACUGUCAAUGAGUUCAGUGCCAUGACAACUGAGAAGCUGGAGGGUUGCAACUGCCCAAAUGGCACCUUCCUCCUCUCCUCCAACUCUGACGAAUGUGUGCCCACCUGUGAAAUUUGUCGGCUGCCAAAUGGAAAAUGGCUACUGGCCAAUUCAACGUGGACAGAAAACUGUAAUGACUGUAUAUGUGAUGAGGACUCGCUGCAGGUCGUCUGCCGUCCCGUGUCCUGUCCAGCACUGCCACCCCUCAGCUGUGACCAAGAGGGUCAGGUCAAGGUCACUUACACUGUUGGCUGCUGUCAAAAGGAGAAGUGUGAAUGCGAUGUGAAGCGGUGCUCUAAUCCUGAGCCGUGUCCAGCUGGUUCUACUCUAAACACCACGAUGGGAGUCUGCUGUAACCAUUGUGUGCCUAAAAAUGACGUGUGUGUUUCCGGAAACCAUGAAUAUCAGGUUGGAGACGUUGUGCUCAUGAAGCCAUGUGACAGAUGUAUUUGUACUAACAAGACAUAUGAAGGUGGCCAUCCGAACAAAAUAGAUUGUGAGCCUCUACCAUGUGACAAAGACUGCUCUCUGGGAUCUGAGUACCAGAUCAUCGCUGGCAAGUGCUGUGGGAAGUGCGUCCCAAUAAACUGCGUUGUUGUGCUGCCGAACUCAAACUCCACACACAUAUUAAAGCCUGGCACCAUUUGGAUUCCUGCUGAGAACCCCUGUGUGAAGUAUGAAUGUGUGAAGAUCCGCUAAUCAGCUCAUCACCGUAGAAGCCAAGACCAUCUGUCCUCCCUACGACCCUAAAGAAUGCAUACCGGGAACCGAGACCAUAGCUCCAGAUGGAUGCUGCCACGUCUGUAUUCCGAAGGUCAGCCGUGCAGCGUGUCCACCACUGGCGUGUACCUGGAGAGCAACGGCUGCCGCGCCAAAGAACUGGUCAAUGUCACAUCCUGUAGUGGAGCAUGUGGCACCUUCACCUUCUACUCUACCAAAAUGAGAUCCUUGCAGCACACCUGCUCCUGCUGCCAGGAGCUUGCUACAUCUGAGCGGCAGGUCCAGCUCCCCUGCCCCGACAACACAGAGCUCACCUACACCUACAUCCACAUUGACGCCUGCGGGUGCCUCAAGACGGAUUGCUCUGCGUUUGGCCGCAGUGGAAUGGCGACCACUCCCUCCAGGGUCAAGUCAAAUCGACCCACAAGAUGAGGCAAAAACCAGGACAAGCAGAUGCACUGGCCAAUUGUAAUGAGCAUGAAUUAUAGCAGCAUUAACUGAAUCAAUAUCAUCUGCAUACAUAAUUCCUCUAUUUAUGUCUGAUGUAUUAGCGUACAUAGUUUAGUUUGAUAGGAUUAUAAACCCUGUAAGAUUUCACUAAUAAAGAUCAUACUGUAGCUGCAGGCGGAGCAUA